This is a messenger RNA of Saccharomyces eubayanus, 2124 nucleotides long. RefSeq names its product Hsp90 family chaperone HSC82 (gene HSC82). The record is from RefSeq and is a predicted model, not a curated record. Lineage: Eukaryota; Fungi; Ascomycota; Saccharomycetes; Saccharomycetales; Saccharomycetaceae. Gene Ontology annotation, molecular function: ATP-dependent protein folding chaperone; ATP binding; ATP hydrolysis activity. Gene Ontology annotation, biological process: cellular response to heat; protein stabilization; protein folding. The coding region runs from base 1 to 2124 and encodes 707 amino acids. Gene Ontology annotation, cellular component: plasma membrane; cytosol; perinuclear region of cytoplasm. The transcript has a single exon.
AUGGCUGGUGAAACUUUUGAAUUUCAAGCUGAAAUUACUCAGUUGAUGAGUUUAAUCAUCAACACUGUUUAUUCUAACAAGGAAAUUUUCUUGAGAGAACUGAUCUCCAAUGCCUCUGAUGCUUUGGACAAGAUCAGAUACCAAGCUUUGUCCAACCCAAAGGAAUUGGAAACUGAACCUGAAUUAUUCAUUAGAAUCACUCCAAGACCAGAAGAAAAAGUCUUGGAAAUCAGGGAUUCCGGUAUUGGUAUGACCAAGGCGGAAUUGAUCAACAACUUGGGUACCAUCGCUAAGUCUGGUACCAAGGCCUUUAUGGAAGCUCUUUCUGCUGGUGCCGAUGUCUCCAUGAUYGGYCAAUUCGGUGUUGGUUUCUACUCUUUAUUCUUGGUCGCUGAUAGRGUCCAAGUUAUCUCUAAGAACAACGAMGAYGAACAAUACAUYUGGGARUCCAAYGCAGGYGGUUCUUUCWCUGUUACUYUAGACGAAGUYAACGAAAAGAUCGGUAGAGGUACUGUCUUGAGRUUAUUCWUGAAGGAYGACCAAUUGGAAUACYUGGARGAAAAGAAGAUUAAGGAAGUCAUCAAGAGACACUCCGAAUUCGUUGCUUACCCAAUCCAAUUGCUAGUCACCAAGGAAGUUGAAAAGGAAGUUCCAAUCCCAGAAGAAGAAGAAGAAAAGAAAGACGAAGAAAAGAAGGAUGAAGAUGACAAGAAACCAAAAUUGGAAGAAGUCGAUGAAGAAKAAGAGGAAAAGAAGCCAAAGACCAAGAAAGUCAAGGAAGAAGUUCAAGAAUUAGAAGAACUAAACAAGACUAAGCCUCUAUGGACCAGAAACCCAUCCGAAAUCACCGAAGAAGAAUACAAUGCCUUCUACAAAUCCAUCUCCAACGACUGGGAAGACCCACUAUAUGUUAAGCAUUUCUCCGUCGAAGGUCAAUUAGAAUUCAGAGCCAUCUUGUAUAUUCCAAAGAGAGCUCCAUUUGACUUAUUCGAAAGUAAGAAGAAGAAGAACAACAUCAAGUUGUACGUUCGUCGUGUUUUCAUCACCGACGAAGCUGAAGACUUGAUUCCAGAAUGGAUGUCCUUCGUCAAGGGUGUUGUUGACUCUGAAGAUUUACCAUUGAACUUGUCCAGAGAAAUGUUACAACAAAACAAGAUCAUGAAGGUUAUMAGAAAGAACAUUGUCAAGAAGGUAAUYGAAGCCUUCAACGAAAUUGCUGAAGACUCUGAACAAUUCGAAAAGUUCUACUCUGCCUUCGCUAAAAACAUCAAAUUGGGUGUCCACGAAGACACUCAAAACAGAGCUGCCUUGGCUAAGUUGCUACGUUACAACUCCACCAAGUCCGUCGACGAAUUAACUUCUUUGACCGAUUACAUCACCAGAAUGCCAGAACACCAAAAGAACRUUUACUAUAUCACAGGUGAAUCUYUAAAGGCYGUUGAAAAAUCCCCAUUCUUGGACGCUUUGAAGGCUAAGAACUUUGAAGUUUUGUUCUUGACUGAUCCAAUCGAUGAAUACGCUUUCACCCAAYUGAAGGAAUUCGAAGGUAAGACUUUGGUCGAUAUCACCAAGGAUUUCGAACUGGAAGAAACUGACGAAGAAAAAGCUGAAAGAGAGAAGGAAGUUAAAGAAUACGAACCAUUGACCAAGGCCUUGAAAGAAAUCUUGGGYGAACAAGUCGAAAAGGUUGUUGUCUCUUAUAAACUAGUGGACGCCCCAGCUGCCAUUAGAACCGGCCAAUUCGGUUGGUCUGCUAACAUGGAAAGAAUUAUGAAGGCUCAAGCCUUGAGAGACUCUUCCAUGUCCUCUUACAUGUCCUCCAAGAAGACUUUCGAAAUCUCUCCAAGAUCUCCAAUCAUUAAGGAAUUGAAAAAGAGAGUCGAYGAAGGUGGUGCYCAAGAUAAGACUGUCAAGGAUUUGACCAACUUAUUAUUCGAAACCGCUUUAUUGACUUCUGGUUUCAGUUUGGAAGAACCAACUUCUUUYGCUUCAAGAAUCAACAGAUUGAUCUCUUUGGGUUUGAACAUCGAUGAAGAAGAAGAGACUGAAGCUGCUACUGAGACUGCUACUGAUGCUCCAGUCGAAGAAGUUCCAGCUGACACCGAAAUGGAAGAAGUUGAUUAA